Fusarium falciforme is the source of this 1932-nucleotide messenger RNA. RefSeq names its product Fungal-trans domain-containing protein. Lineage: Eukaryota; Fungi; Ascomycota; Sordariomycetes; Hypocreales; Nectriaceae. The transcript has 8 exons. Gene Ontology annotation, cellular component: nucleus. The coding region runs from base 1 to 1932 and encodes 643 amino acids. Gene Ontology annotation, molecular function: sequence-specific DNA binding; zinc ion binding. Gene Ontology annotation, biological process: positive regulation of transcription by RNA polymerase II; DNA-templated transcription. The record is from RefSeq and is a predicted model, not a curated record.
AUGAACCGCCGGCGAUGUUUGCGCGCCUAUCUUCAGUCGCUGGAAGCCCGGGUACAAGAACAAAAUCUUCAAGAACAGAGUCUUCAGCCACAGCAGCCGGCCGUGACACCGCCGCGGUCAACCAUUCCGUCGGAACAACUCAGCGGUGUCGACCCGGCGAUUCUGAGCCCAACAGAGCGCUCAUCACACACCCAGGGCCAUUCAGAUACGGCUGGGAGCAGCACUCAGGUCCCCUGCCAAGUUGACCCUGCAUUGGACUCCCCCGAGUUCAAUCGCAACCCGCUUGUCGACAACGGAGAAGUAUUUGCCCGUGAUCCUCACGGCAAAUUCUGGUAUAUGGGACCAACGUCGUCUUGGGCCUUUUGCAGGCGUGUCCUCGCCAUCAUCGGGAGCUGCAUGCCCAAGCCGGAACCUCCAGUUUACCCCUGGGACCUCGAGACCAUCAAUCUGACCUGGAGUCCUGUCGGGUUGUAUGAUCAGCCAGACGUUUCGGGGCUUCCAUCAUGCGAGUAUGCGCUCUAUCUAUUGUCCACGGUUCAGUACCAUCUCGGAUCGCUCUACGAAAUCAUCGACCAUGAGUCCUUCCGUGAGCAGGUCGAGCGCUUCUACCAAGAUCCUGCAGGAGAGGCUUAUCGGUCGAGGUUCUGGUAUUCACAGUUUUUGCUAGUGCUGGCAUUUGGUGAAGCCUUUUUAAACACUGGCUCAAACAAGGGCGUUCCGGGCAUCAAAUAUGCUUCACGAGGGUUAUCGUUGAUACCAAGUCUCAUUCCGCUAGACAAGGACAAGGAAUCGUUGGCGGUGGUACAAGCUCAUUGUCUAGCGGCUUUGUACCUCCAAGCGGUUGACUUGCGACUGAUGGCAUUUCAGGUUAUUGGGCAAGGAUUGCGUCUCGCAAUCAUUGAAGGAUGGCAUAGACACAUGCCACCAGAAGAUGUUGGCGAGCAGCACUCGAAACGCUGCAACACGAUUUUUUGGAUCUCGUACAUCAUUGAUCGAGAAUACGGCCCUUUGGUCGGAGCCCCGAGUUCCAUCAGAGAUGAAGACAUCACGACAAAGCUGCCCUCCGAUAUCGACGGUUCUCUAAGGGCCGAUGCCCUCACGCUGCAGAUUCGCAUGUCUCGUCUAACAGCAACAAUAAUGAACGGCGUUUAUGGAGUUGACAGAAACUUUGACGGGACUCUACUCAAUGAUACGCAAUCGGUGCUACACAGCCUUGCAGACGUCUCGAGAGACAUCACCGCGUUUCUCGAGACGAGGCUUCAGAAAACAAACAUUCGCUCUUCAAAGAUCGCCACAAGGUUGAUUCUUUCGUAUCAUCACUGUGUUGUUUUAACAACUCGACCUUUGGUCAUUUCGUUGCUGCAGUCGUGUGUUCAUUCAGCCUUGAACAUUCUAAAGACGUUGCGAGCACUCGGAGAUGAGAAUCUUCUAGACUCCUUUCUGCCGUUUCAAAUGGAGACGGUCUUCUCAUCAGCCUUUCUCCUCUACGUUAUCGACGCAGUAUCACCAGGUUUCGUGCCAGACCAAUCCUGGCUUGCCACUGCACACGGAAUAUUCGACACAAUGAUUGCAAAAGGCAGUCCAGCAACACCACUUCGAAAACGAGAGCUACAACGCUUGGAGCAGAUCAUGACAUCGUACCUUGACUCCGGAUCCAAGACGAACCCUUCACCGUUGCAAUUCCAGGAAGAGCCCAUACUGAGGCGGGGAAUGGAUAUACCUGAUCAAACAGCAACGGCAGACGUUGCGUAUGUGGAUGAGACUUCCCCUUGGGGACUGCUGGGCUCUCAUGGAGGGUAUAUAUUGUCGCCCGAGGAGAUUAUGCAGUUGGCUGAGGGACUCAACAUGGAGGAUUUCAUGAUUACACCCGAGGGUGGUGUGGCUCUGGGGGAGCAUGGCCAGGUCGAGACAAAUAGUGAUACUGGAUCGUGA